This is a messenger RNA of Biomphalaria glabrata, 2063 nucleotides long. Its product is annotated as acetylcholine receptor subunit alpha-like 2. The transcript is spliced from 3 exons. Gene Ontology annotation, biological process: monoatomic ion transport. Gene Ontology annotation, cellular component: membrane. The record is from RefSeq and is a predicted model, not a curated record. Lineage: Eukaryota; Metazoa; Mollusca; Gastropoda; Planorbidae. The coding region runs from base 93 to 977 and encodes 294 amino acids.
GAUAGAUAGACUGUUUAAUCAGUUUCACUACAGAAGACUUUAACAUCCCUUGAACUACUAUGCCCACUUCCUAGGUGUGUCAUAUCUUGUUGAUGCCUUUUCCCGACAACUGUCAAUUUGAAGUCGAGACUGUAAGCUUAGAAAACUUGCCAGAUCUGUACCAGCUGAGCGGAGAGUGGACAAUCACUCAACAGUAUAUAGCUGAAAGCGUCUAUACUAUGGACAACAACGAAAUUCCUGUCGCUCAAGUGACCCUAGAGAUAGAGAGAAGCUGGCUCUUCUACGCCAUCACCGUCGUAGGCCCAAUGAUGCUGACGUCAGUGAUGGCGACAUUCGUCUUCCUCAUACCGGAGCACACAGGAGAGAAAGUCUCCUUCCUAGUCAACAUGUUCGUCUCUGACGCUGUGUUUCUGAAUUUCAUCGCUGGCGCCAUUCCUCGUAGUAUGAAUCUCUUGAAUGUCUUGAAAUUGCCAAGAAUAACAUUAUUUCUUUUGGCUGUUAUGGUAGAAAAAGUAUUCGCACUUCUGGCCACCAUUUUUGUUAUCAGUAGAUACAACAAAGAACGUGGGGAAAAGGCGAAAAGAUCCGAGGACUUACUCUAUAAAAUUCUGGCGGAAAUGAUGAAGCAAGAUUCGAAAUCGGAUAUCUCCGCAAACAAGAACGAAAAAGAAACCAUCAGUACCACGAAAGAUGAGAAAAUUCCCAUUCCUACUUUCGGUGUCGGCUCCAGCUCUGACAACGCCCGCACUUUUCUCUUCUUGUUGAUGCAGAGGAAGAAUGUCAGUACUAAGCGGAUACGAAAGUUGUUUGCAUCUUAUGCAGGGACCAAAGUUUCACUAAAACGUAGCUGCUGUAUCAAAGCUAAGCACUGGGAUCUGAUUUUCUUUUUCGCCUUCAGCCUAGCUUCCAUUCCUUUCUAUACACUUCUGACCAAUAUCCCUGGUCCGUCAACAAACUCAUCAAAUGUUAGCACUUGAUUCAAAAUGUGCUAAAUUUAGCUGUUGUCUCAUGAGAAGUGUGUGUCGUGUUGCUAGAGAAUUGUGGGAGUGGGGAGAAGAAUGGAGGUCUGAUCACGUCGCAUUUUAUCUAUAUAGCGUCGAAAGCAUAUUUCAAAUUAAUCCAAAUAAUAACUUUAUUUUGAUAUCAUGUAUUUAAUAAACCUUGUUACUUUUCUCUGACAUUUACAUAGAAAUCCUUUCCGUAUCUUUUCAAUUCUGGGUUGUUUCCCGGUUCAUCAAAGCGGAUGGUAUAUCGAUAAACGUGAAGCCUGAUAAGUCUAUUCACUUGUUUACUAUAUUUUUUUAAACCUAUAACUUCUUGUAUCUUUUAGUAUAUCUGAUACCAAAAUAACAAAGAAAAGUUUGUUUCUGCAAGUAUCAAGUUAACUUUAAAAUAAAUAUUUGAAAUCUUUGACUUCACGUUUCUCCAGCAAGAAGAUAUGUAAUUAGUAAUGAGAAUAUAUACACAACACACACAGACACACACACACACAGACACACACACACACACACACACACAGGCUAUGUAUUAAGCAAUGUCUUCGAUUCCGAAGAUAAAUGGCGAGUGUUGAAUUCCACGUGAAAACGUAAAACUCAGUUGCGACUUGUUGUCCACCCGUCUCCUACAUCUGUCGUGUCUUGUUGUCCACCCGUCUCCUACAUCUGUCGUGUCUUGUUGUCCACCCGUCUCCUACAUCUGUCGUGUCUUGUUGUCCACCCGUCUCCUACAUCUGUCGUGUCUUGUUGUCCACCCGUCUCCUACAUCUGUCGUGUCUUGUUGUCCACCCGUCUCCUACAUCUGUCGUGUCUUGUUAGCCCGCAUUCAUAGGUUUAUUGUCUAAGCAUUCAUGGACAUGUUGACAUUUCUAAUGCGUUUUCAAAUUUAAGAUUACAAAUGUAUAUGUUAUAUUUGUGCAUGUUAUUAUUUUAAUAAAUUGUAAAUGGAGCGAAAUCCCUUUCAACUCUUGGACCAGAUGUUCUCAAUUUUCUUUUACCCGUGGACCCCUUUAUAUAAUCGAAACGUGCCCACGGAGCCCUCAAAGAAAAUGCUACAUUAAAUGUAUA